Coniophora puteana RWD-64-598 SS2 is the source of this 5847-nucleotide messenger RNA. Its product is annotated as glycosyltransferase family 2 protein. The transcript is spliced from 13 exons. Bases 1 to 5847 code for a protein of 1948 amino acids. Gene Ontology annotation, cellular component: cell septum; cell periphery; myosin complex. The record is from RefSeq and is a predicted model, not a curated record. NCBI's taxonomy places the organism in Eukaryota, Fungi, Basidiomycota, Agaricomycetes, Boletales, Coniophoraceae. Gene Ontology annotation, molecular function: cytoskeletal motor activity; ATP binding; chitin synthase activity.
AUGGCUUCAGCGCCGCCAUCCGUGGUGCCCCAAGCUAUCAGCUCUGGCGAGCUUGCAGACCUCAUAUCCACCACCGGAACUGCCACACUUUAUCCCUCGGACGACGCCAUUCUCGCGGUCCUCCACGCUCGCUUCCGCGCUGACUUGCCCUAUACUAGCAUAGGAACUACCAACCUUGUCGUCCUCAACCCAUGCAAGUCUCUUGCAAGCGUCAAUGACGCUAGCGCGAAGGAGUAUGAAGAGCGGUGCUACAAGGAAACAAAGCUGGGCUUGACCGAUGCUCGUCGAGCCCCUCAGCCUCACGUUUACGACUUGGCUGCCAAGAUUUAUCUACUGAUGAGAAGGCGCAACGAGCCUCAGGCUGUGAUCGCCCGUGGUGUUACUGGUUCAGGAAAGACAGCCAGCAGCCGUCUACUCGUUGAUCAGCUCCUCAGACUCUCCGCCCACUCCAAGAAGGAAGGGAAACUUGUCGAACAGAUCAAGGCAUUCGACACCCUUUUGCAAUCGUUCGGACAUGCCAAGACGCAGACCAACGCAAAUGCCUCGCGAUUCAUUCGUUACACUGAGCUCCAUUUCAACUACCGUGGGCGCAUAAACUCGACUAAAGUCCUUGCGUUUGGACUGGACAAAUCUCGCCUCGCUCGCCUCUCCCACGACGAGCGCUCGUACCAUGUUUUCUAUCAGCUUCUUGCUGGUGCCACGCCAUCCGAGCGGGAUUACCUGGGCUUGGAAGGACCACCCGAUUAUGCCCUUCUCGCAUCAUCAGGCUGCUAUCGUCUCCCUGCGGGCCCCUUCAAUGAUGAUGGCAUUUCCUGUGAUGAUUUGCGGGCUGCCAUGAAAGUUCUAGGUUUCAAGUCGAAGCACGUCUCCUCUAUAUGGAGCGUGCUGACUGCUAUCCUCGUGCUAAGCAACAUUGAGUUCGCAGAAGCAGAUUCUCAGGAUACGUCAGCGUACGUUCUCAACUUGCCGAUACUCCAGCAUGCAGCGAGGUUACUGGGAGUAGCGCCUGAAGAUCUCAGCGAUUCUCUCACGUACAAGACGACCUACGUUCGCAAGGAGUUGUACACCGUUCUCCUCAAUGCACAGCAGAGUACCAUCCAGAGGGACCAGCUCAUCCGCAACCUGUAUGCGAUCCUCUUCGCAUUCAUCGUGGAGAGCGCCAACCACAAGCUCGCACCCACAUCGGCUGCCGAGGCAUUGCCUAGCAAAGUUAUCCUACUGGACCAACCCGGUUUCCAAUCCCGUACCUCGGAGACUACUGCCACCACAGUGGGAUCGACCCUCAUUUCUGCCGAGCGCAACGGCUUCGACGAGUUUUGCAUCAACUUCGCGGAUGAAGUUAUCCAGUCCCAUAUCUUCCGAAACAUCUUUGACGACAAUGCCUAUCACAAUAGUCAAGCUCUCGCUGACGGCAUUCCCCUUCCUCAAGUAGAGGUCCUGGAUAAUGCGGCCUGCACAGAGCUCCUGCGCGGUCCAUAUUCCGUCGCCAGAAACUCGCGCAAGCCGAGUGGACUCUUGGGAGUCGCGGACAAGGCGUCGUCAUCUUACAAGUCCGGAAAGGGAGGAGAAUCUAGAAAUGACGACUUGCUUCAGGAAAUGUCGGCCAAGUUUGGCAUGCACACUUCGUUCGUUAAGCCUUCUUCGCCUGACGAGAAGCGAUCGUUCAGUAUCAAGCACUAUGUUGGUCCUUGUUCUUACGAUACAAGUAACUUCGUGGAGAAGAAUGCCGACAUCAUCGACCCGGCUUUCGUCACCCUUCUCCGGGAGUCGUCGGAUACGUUCGUGACCAAGCUUGUAUCUGGACCUGGUCUCUCUACGGAAUUGCAUGAAGCAGAUAAUGAGACCAUCGUUCAAGCACAGAUCUCUUUACGACCUCUUCGCAGCCCCUCUUCUCUUGGGGCAGCUGAGGAUAGCAGCCCUCGCUUGAACCCAGCCAAGAUAUAUCCCGUGACCACGCAGCUUAAUCAGUCCCUGUGGGACGUUCUGGCCGCAAUGGAUAAUGCGAAGCUGUGGACGUUGUCCUGUAUCCGACCCAACGACAACGGCUUUUCGAACUCCUUCGACAAGCGCCGGGUCAAGUCGCAGAUCAGGGCGUUACUCUUGCCAAGCGUCGUGGCGAGGCGGAGCCUCGAAUAUGUUGCAUCUAUGGGUCAGACAGAGUUCUGUGACAGGUAUUGCCCGACUACACGGGGCUCAACAGCCGAACGCAUUCGUCAGUGUGCAAGGUCUUAUGGCUGGGUAGAAAGCUCGGACUAUGCAAUGGGACAGAACCAAGUUUGGCUGUCCUAUUUCGCAUGGAAGGUGGUCGAGGAUGUGCUGCGUACCGCAGAGAAGGAGCAAAAGAACAUGACACAUGAAGAUUCGGAAGAUGAUGAUAGUCUCAGUCUGCCCCACGAAGGCACCAUGGACAACCAGCCAUCCCCUGUGGUUGACACCAGCAACUAUCGUACGAGUUACUUUGAUGGUUCUCCAGCCGCGGACUAUCCUAUGUCAAGAAGUCCUGCAGGGUUUGACGGCUAUGCGCCGUCGCAUUUCGUUCCCGCGGGGUACCCGGCCACACCUGCCGAGGAAGCUGGCUCAAUGUACAAAGCUGAAGCCUACGGGGACACGCCCCCUUUGGUGGCUGGUACCGAUCUUCAGAGCGUGCCUAAAGAUCAUGAACAAAUUAUUGAGGAACAACUGCCAGCUACUCGUCAGCGGCGCAUAUGGCUCUUCCUCGUGACGAUAACCACGUUCUUCAUUCCGGACUUCCUACUCAGUUGGCUGGGGCGCAUGAAGCGGCCAGACGUUCGCCUUGCCUGGCGUGAAAAGUUCACCAUAUUCUUCCUUAUCCUUCUCCUCAACGGCAUCGUUCUCUUCUACAUCAUCGUCUUCGGUCGGCUCCUCUGUCCGAACUUCGAUAAGGCAUGGACAGCCAAUGAAGUUGCGCAGCAUACGGGGACCAACGACUUUUACGUCUCCAUCCAAGGCAAGGUUUAUGACGUCUCCAACUUUGUUCAUGGCGAUCACAGCGAUAUCUCUGGCGAGCCAAGCAAUGGAGAGGAUACCCUUGAUUAUCUUGCCGGGACGGAUUUGACGUACUACUUCCCUCCCCCUUUGACUCUUGCUUGCAGUGGCCUUGUCAUCGAUACGAGCGUUGCUAUCACGAUCAAGAAUUCGAGCUCCAUGACUGUUCCUACUGCGAAGCACAGCUCCGGCGCCCAGGCCCCCACGUCCAACACUGCGCUAGAUAACACUGACUGGUAUACGGCGACAUAUCUUCCGAAGAUCAACCAGUACUACAAAGGCGCUCUUGUUUGGGAACCGAGCGACAUAUCAGGACAAGCGGCUGACACGAACAUUGAGAGAGUGUGGGCUAUCUACGACAACAGCAUCUAUGAUCUGACGGAUUAUGUGUACACGACGACCUCGAUCGACCAGAACGUGGCCACAUACCAGUUCUUGGACAAGAACCUUGUUGAUGUGUUUACUGAGCAAGCUGGACAGGACAUCACGAGUAGCCUCAACAGUGUUCUCGACGCCAUGGGUACCGAGAACAAGACUGCAAACAUGGACUGUCUAAACAAUGCAUUCUACUGGGGCGAAACAGACUUCCGGUACACGGCAAGAUGUCAGGUUCAGAACGUCUUAUUGCUCGUGUUCUCCAGUAUAUUGAUGGCAUCUAUGGGACUGAAAUUCUUGGCUGCGUUACAGUUGGGCCACAAGAAGCACCCCGAGCUUCUGGACAAGUUCGUUCUUUGUCAGGUUCCUUGCUAUACCGAGGGCGAAGAUUCCCUCCGCCGGACCAUCGACUCUCUGGCUGCGUUGGAUUACGACGACAAGCGCAAGCUGAUCUUCAUCAUCUGUGAUGGUAACAUUAUCGGUGGCGGCAACGAACGGCCUACACCUAGUAUCGUGCUCGACAUUCUCGGAGUGAAUCCGUCCCAUGAUCCUGAGCCACUGAUGUUCAAGUCUAUUGGAGAGGGCUCUCAGAAACUCAACUACGGCAAGAUUUACUCCGGCCUGUACGAAUUUGAAGGUCAUGUUGUACCCUACGUCGUUGUUGUCAAGGUCGGCAAGCCUACGGAACGCUCGAGGCCAGGAAACCGCGGGAAGCGUGACAGUCAGAUUCUGCUCCUGCAGUACCUCAACCGGGUUCACUUCAAUUCGCCCAUGUCACCUCUCGAGCUUGAGAUCUACCACCAGAUGAGGAACGUCAUCGGCAUAGACCCAGCCUUCUACGAGUACAUUUUUACGGUUGAUGCCGAUACCACCGUGACUCCACCGUCGCUGAACCGGCUUGUUGCUUCUGCUGCGGACGAUUCUAACAUCAUUGGCAUUUGUGGGGAAACUAAGCUGCAGAACGAAGAGGGGUCGUGGUGGACGAUGAUACAGGUCUACGAGUACUAUAUUUCGCACAACCUGUCGAAAGCCUUCGAAAGUCUCUUUGGGUCGGUAUCUUGUCUUCCAGGAUGCUUCACGCUGUACCGCAUUCGCACGGCGGACAAGGGUCGUCCGGUUAUCAUAUCCAGCCGGGUCAUCGACGAGUACGCCGAGAACCACGUCGACACUUUACACAAGAAGAAUCUGUUCUCGUUGGGUGAAGAUCGGUUCUUGACCACGCUGCUCAUGAAGCAUUUCCCGACUUACAAGACCAAAUUUACGUCGGAGGCUAUCGCUCGUACCGUCGCCCCUGUUUCCUGGCGUGUGCUGUUCUCGCAGAGGCGUCGAUGGAUCAAUUCCACGGUGCAUAACUUGUGCGAGCUGGCCCUCCUUCCUGACCUUUGUGGUGUUUGCUGCUUCUCGAUGCGUUUCUUUGUCUACCUUGAUCUUAUUGGGACAUUGAUCCUUCCGGCAACUGUCAUAUAUCUGCUAUACCUCAUCAUUGUCGUGUCUAGUGGUCAAAGCGCAUUCCCACUCAUUUCCAUCAUCAUGAUAGCAGUCGUCUACGGUCUGCAGGCUCUCAUCUUUAUCAUUAAGAGAGAGUUCAUGCUUGUGGGCUGGAUGGUUGUGUAUCUCCUUUCGUACCCCGUGUACAGUUUCUUCCUACCGAUCUACUCCUUCUGGAGAAUGGACGAGUUCGGUUGGGGUAACACCCGCGUCGUCCUAGAUGCUGGAGGAAACAAGAAGGUCAUCACAAAUACCGACGAUAGGUUCAAUGAGACAAUGAUUCCGUAUAAGACGUUCGCUGAGUACGAAGCUGAAACAUGGGAGUCCCAAUCCAACAAGAAUACUGGACUGGAUGCGAACGCCAUGAACUCCGGUUAUUCGAUGCAUAUGCCUCCAUCGCAGCCUCGGCUUGCCCCUUCAGCGCAGAUGUCGAGUUACAAUACACACGGAUCAGUCGGAGGUGACUAUUAUCGCGACACGAACAUGACGAAUCCCAAUAGCCGCACACCUUCUCGCCCGGCAUCUCGUUCCGCACACCCCUCAUUUUACCCAUCCGCAUCUCAAGAGAAGCUAAACAUGGCCCCGCCAAGCUAUCACCCAAUGGCUAGCGGAGGGAUGGGCAGUGUUUACGGCAUGACACCACCUGGUUCUCAGAUGAACAUGAGCAUGCACGGCACAGGUUCUCUUGGUGGCCUCGGUGGUCCUCCGCAGCUUCCUUUUGGUAACGGUGGCGGUAUGCGCCCCAACUCGACCUUUUCGAUGGCCACGACGGUCUUCGCUGGGCCGAACACGAACCCUAAUCCUUCGGACGAGGAGUUGUACACGGCUCUGAGAAACUAUCUCAGCACACAGGACCUUAUGACCGUAACGAAGAAAACUGCAAGGGAGGCCAUAGCUGCUCGGUUCCCAAGAGCAGACCUCACUUCUCGCAGGGACUUUUUGAACCAGGCGAUUGACAGCAUUCUUUCUAGCCCGUAA